AUGGUACACGUAGGGCGCGCGUCGGCCGACCAAGCAACCCGAGUGCGGGGUCGUGCGAACCAACGCCCUACAACUGAUGGCUUGCUCUGUCUAUCUGUUAAAUCUAUCAUUCUUAUACCUAUGGACAAUAACCACCCUCCCGCCUACGCCCCCUAUGAGCAAUGCCCACCCCCCGCCUCCGCCUCCUCCCCCUAUGAGCAAUACCCAUCCCUCACCCCCGCCCCCCCCCUCAGGGGCCGCCGAACCCGAAAUGGGUACCCUAUUCCGAUAACAAAGCCCGCCGCUCGAAGUGCUUCGACGACAUUCCCGCUCGAUGGCGCAACCUUUGAUAUCUGUUCGAUGCCGGAAGAGGAGCUUAUAUCCUAUGGCAAAGUUGCUCCAGCUCUUCAUUCGCUGGGUCGCACAAAAGUCGUACGACUGUCCAAAACUCUGGCCAUGAAAUUUGGGCCCACUGUUCUAGCCUCAGAAGGUGAGACUAUGAGAUACGUCGCAACGAAGUUACCGGGAGUAAGGCUACCUCGAGUUUACCGCUGUUUCAAUGUCAACCAGUCUUCGCCACGUUCUGGUGUCCAAGGCUACAUAGUCAUGGACUACAUAGACAGUCCUUCCCUGGACACAUGUUGGGACGAACUCAGUCUCCGUAUUCAGCAAAGUGUGGUUAAACAGGUUGCGGCUAUGGUUGAUCAGCUACAGUCUGUACACAGCGAUCGUCCUGGCGUUAUUGGCGGAGGAAUAUCCCAUGGCAAGUGCUUCAGUAUCUAUGGUUCAGGACUGUUCCGAACGAAAGAAGCAUUUCAGAAAUGGAUUGACCGAAAACUCUACCUAAAUACUUGCAACCAGGUUUGGCUGAUCGAUUGGGAAUGCGCUGGCUUUUAUCCUCCAAUACUCGAGGCUGCUUCUGCGAAACACCAAUUUCAGUUCGAAUCGUUUUCCCGGCUACUUCUACCGCUCAUCUACAACAAUCCUGAGGAGCUAGCGCAGUUUGAGGGAUGCAGCUUUGGCAUUCAUCACGUUUUUAAUUCCCUCCCACCAGAGAUGGAAUCGGAAAGCGAGCAGUAG
This is a messenger RNA of Parastagonospora nodorum SN15, 1059 nucleotides long. RefSeq lists its product as hypothetical. The record is from RefSeq and is a predicted model, not a curated record. The transcript has 4 exons. Lineage: Eukaryota; Fungi; Ascomycota; Dothideomycetes; Pleosporales; Phaeosphaeriaceae. The coding region runs from base 1 to 1059 and encodes 352 amino acids.